AUGCCUAACGAUAAAAAAAAAAAAUUAAUCAGUAAAAGCCAUGAGGAAAUUGCUGCAGAAUUCCAGUGCGAUCGAAGCACAGUAUCAAAGAUCCUGAAGCAAAAACAAUGGUCUGAUAUAAGUGAAGUUUCAAAAAAUGCAAAUGCAUUUAAAACAACCAGUCCUAAAUUUCCUCAGAUUGAACAAGCCCUUGGAAUGUGGAUUGGUACUGCUGAGCAAAGGCAACUUAUUCUUAUAGGAGAAGCAAUACGGUUAGUAAAAGCUGCAUGGGAUGCUAUAAGCACAGAAACUUUAAAAAAUUGUUGGCAUCACACUGGAAUCUUACCUAGCCAACAUCUUGCCCAAGAAGUUAUUGACCUAACUGAAGACCCCCACCUUCGACGACUCACCCAAGACUAUCUUGAUGAUGAUGAGCCUAUUGAGACUGAAGAAGCUUUGGAUGAUGAACGAAUCAUAGAAUUGGUUAAAAACCCAAUUGUUAAUGAUAAUAGGUCUGAUGACCAAGUAGAUGAAGAACCCAAAAUUACCUUUGCAGAAGCCAAAAGCAGCCUCAACCAACUUCUUACCUUUAUCCACCAGCAAUCUUUCCAGACUGAUAGUUUUAUUAAAGAAAAUGAUGAGUUUUUUUUUUAUGAUUUUCUUACCCGAACACAUCAAGCUUCCACCAAAUUUAUGAAACAAAGCACUCUCGAACAUUUAAUAAUCCGUGAACAUACUGAUCACCCUUAA
Messenger RNA from Dentiscutata heterogama, 729 nucleotides. Lineage: Eukaryota; Fungi; Glomeromycota; Glomeromycetes; Diversisporales; Gigasporaceae. The record is from the annotation of a GenBank genome assembly.